This is a messenger RNA of Carya illinoinensis, 935 nucleotides long. RefSeq lists its product as uncharacterized. The coding region runs from base 208 to 711 and encodes 167 amino acids. The record is from RefSeq and is a predicted model, not a curated record. Lineage: Eukaryota; Viridiplantae; Streptophyta; Magnoliopsida; Fagales; Juglandaceae. The transcript is spliced from 4 exons.
CUUUUUUGAAUACUCGGCCGGCCGUCUCGUCCUCUUAUCCUUUUCUCUCCUGAUCUUUCUCUCUCCCUGAUCUCCUUUCACUCUUUUCCUCUCCCUCUUUUAUAGUUCUCCUCGUUAGAAUUCCUCCUCCUUUUCUGGGAGGAGCGCCUCUGACGCUGCGCAGGCGUGGUUGGUGCAGAUCUUAGAUAUUUGGUGGAGAAGGACGCCAUGGCCGGCUGCAAGGAGGAGGUGAGGAUGAGGAUGGAGGGAUGUUCGGUGGUGUGUCCCAAGCCUCGUCGAUUGGAUUUGGGGCUCUUUGACUCCACCUUCCACGACCACCACCACUUCAGACCCUCCUCCUUUAGAUGGCCCAUCAAUAAUAAUCACCGGACCGAGAUCGGAGAUUCAAAAGCAGGGACGGAGCUUUUGGAUAUCAUUCUCGCCAAGGGAAAUUGUUCUGAGAGGCCCUACUGCAACCAAGUAGCUUCAUCGCCACCAUUUUUUAGUGGAUCUCCACCAAGUAGGGCUUCAAAUCCUGUAGUCCAAGAUGAGCACUUUGGCAAUGAGAAUAUCACUGCAUUUCCUCCUGUUGCACCACCCUCGCCCUCCGCCCGGAAAGUGAGAGGAUGUGCCCCAAUUUCAUCUGGGCACAAACCCGCUGCAGUUCGAAUCGAAGGCUUUGAUUGCCUCAACUCUGAUAGGCGAAACCGCAGCAUCUCUGCUGUGGCAUAAACAAAAUAGAGCAGAGGAGAUUUUGGGAGAGAGGUGAGAGCUAAUGUUCUGAUGAAAAUGUUUGUAUAUACAGAGGUCACUGUUAUGUUUUCUUGUUCUUGUUGAGGUUUUGUGUUAUAAGGGUGAAAGGAGUUGUAUCAUGUAAAUUAUGGUGAAUGGGAGAGACUGUUUCAUAUUGAGGAAUAAAAUUAGAGAAAGAGAGCAAUUCCUUUCUCUUUGGUCAA